AUGUUGCAGAAACUCGUUCUAGUCCUUGCCAUGCAAAAGGUGUCAUACAUGAGAAGUAAUGUUGUAGAAACUCGUUCUAGUCCUUGUCAUGCAGAAGGUGUCAUACGUGAGUCUGUAGAAUCUCACUCAAUUCCCUCUGAUAUAGAAGUUGAAGAAGAACAAAUUGAAAAAGAAGUAGAGCCUAAACGGGUUAGAGGUCCUACAAAAAUGUUAGAUGUUUGGGAAAUGGAAGAUGGUGAUUUAAUAAUCGUUAAUUUGGACAAAUAUGGUCGACCAAUUGGUGAGGAAGGGACAACUCUAACUCGUUUCAUUGGUAGCGUAGCUAGAAGGCAUCAAUAUGCUCAUAUCGACUACAAGUCAUGGAAAGUCAUGCCAAAUGAUUACAAAGAAGAAAUGUUGAAAUUAAUAGAGAGUAAAUUUGAGUUUGUUCCUCCAAUAAAUGACUUAACAAGAGAAAUGUUAAAAUCUGAACUGAAUGAGAAAUAG
This is a messenger RNA of Cicer arietinum (chickpea), 486 nucleotides long. The record is from RefSeq and is a predicted model, not a curated record. Lineage: Eukaryota; Viridiplantae; Streptophyta; Magnoliopsida; Fabales; Fabaceae.